Messenger RNA from Haliotis rufescens (red abalone), 5202 nucleotides. Its product is annotated as TATA-box-binding protein-like. The record is from RefSeq and is a predicted model, not a curated record. Bases 420 to 1685 code for a protein of 421 amino acids. The transcript has 15 exons. Gene Ontology annotation, molecular function: RNA polymerase II general transcription initiation factor activity; protein tyrosine/serine/threonine phosphatase activity; DNA binding. Gene Ontology annotation, biological process: protein dephosphorylation; DNA-templated transcription initiation. NCBI's taxonomy places the organism in Eukaryota, Metazoa, Mollusca, Gastropoda, Lepetellida, Haliotidae.
GCGCUGCUUUGGAGCAUUUCCAUCAUCCGGUGUAAAUGCAUGCAAUCGCGCAAUAAGAGUUGACAAUUGUGUGUUACACGACUGUAUCUUGUAUUGUUUUGGUGCGAGUUAGUGUUUCUGAAACUGUUCACAUAUUAUGUAUUUCUUGAAACACGGAUAAGGGCACCAGAUGAAUAUAUGCGAGUCAAUGGGAGUUAGAUGAGACAAUUGUUCGAUCUCAAAAUACCGUGGCCCUGUAUCGUGUGAACCGGCGUGUUGAAAACCCUGCGAAAUGGAUUUGAUCUGAUAUGUUUAGCACUUUUGCAACAUGAUUCAAUAUUGUAACUGAGUGUGUUGUAGUCAUCGUUGGAGAAUAAAGGGAGAGAAUAGUCUCACCUCGACCAGAUUAGGAGACAUUACCGCUGGUCCAACCAACCACAAUGAUGGAUGGUAGUGGUUUCCCCUCGUAUGGGACUGGCUUGACUCCGAAUCCACAACAAGCACAGAGUCCACUUAUGUCUCCAGCACUCAGUGGAUAUGGCUUGGGGGCCACACCCAACCCUAUGCUCCCACCCUCAAAUGUCAGUUUAUACCCACCCACCCCAGGGGGUCCCAUGACCCCCGGAACUCCAGCCACACCUGCAUCAGAAGGAUCAGGCAUUCGACCACAGCUACAGAAUAUCGUCUGUACAGUCAACCUUGGCACCAAGUUAGACUUGAAGAAGAUAGCGUUACAAGCCAGAAAUGCUGAGUACAAUCCCAAACGUUUUGCAGCCGUCAUCAUGAGGAUACGAGAUCCGCGGACCACCGCUCUCAUUUUCAGUUCAGGAAAGAUGGUGUGUACAGGGGCCAAAAGUGAAGAACAAGCCAAGCUGGCAGCAAGGAAGUAUGCCAGAAUUGUCCAGAAACUUGGCUUCCCGGCCAAGUUCCUUGACUUUAAAAUUCAGAAUAUGGUAGGAAGCUGUGACGUCAAGUUUCCCAUCCGACUCGAGGGCCUGGUCCUAACACACAGUCAGUUCUCCAGCUACGAGCCUGAGCUGUUCCCGGGGCUCAUCUACAGAAUGGUCAAACCCAGAAUUGUGUUGCUCAUAUUUGUGUCUGGAAAGGUUGUAUUAACAGGUGCGAAAGACUGGGCGUACAUCAUGCGGAGAGAGAUGCAGGAGAUAAUCCCAGGCUUGUUUCUCGGUCCGUAUGGUGCUGCUGCCAAAUCCAAGUUUCCCCUGCUCCAGGGCCUCGGGAUCACACACGUUGUGUGCAUCCGCCAGACCAACGAGGCCCGCUUCAUCAAGCCCAACUUCCCAGACCACAUGAGGUAUCUGGUGUUAGACAUAGCAGACACAGUGACAGAGAAUAUCAUCUGCCAUUUUGGAAAGGUGAAGUGUUUUCUGGACGAAUGUUUCUCAUACGGAGGCAAGGCGUUGGUUCAUGGCAAUGCAGGCAUAUCUCGGAGUGGGGCCUUGGUCAUCGCCUUCGUCAUGGAGAAGUACGGGCUGACGUACCGAGAUGCCUUUGUCUAUGUCCAACAACGCAGAUUUUGUAUCAACCCAAAUGAAGGUUUUGCUCAACAGCUCAUGGAGUAUGAGCCCAUCUACCGCGCCCGCCUCAGUGCUAGCAGCAGCUCUACAGACACAGGUUUAUUGAAACGGAAAACCAGACAUGAUGAGGACGAGGAGGAUGUGAUUCACAGCCGUCCCUGCAUGACGUGAGGACCAUGUUUUCCUCGGGUCACCAACAGUGAGGCGUCGCCCCAUGAGGACCAUGUUCUCCAUGGGGGCCAGACAUCAUGGCCUCAUCACAUGGGCAGACGUGUUGGAAGAUGUGCUUGGCGUGAGCUGAUGAGUGACUUCUAUGGAUGGACCGUUUCCACGUAUUACACUGAAUGUGCCAACUGUUUACUUAGCAACAACCAUGUGCAGGGUUCCCACAGACUCAUUCAGGGAAAUAUAAGGCAUAAGUCGUGACAUUGUUCGGGAAUUUCUAAGGAAGGAAAGAUAUUGAAUUAGCAGUCAGGGAAGUUUGGUAUGAUAUGGUAAGCUGAUCUCAUAUUUUACUGCUUACCUGGUUGUACUCAUUAGUGUUUUCGUAUCGGAUCUGUUUAACAGCUUCUGUUUAGAUGGGAGUGGUUUUAUGUAGUGACGGAGCUGUUGGCUUACAUGCCUUGGACAUAGCUUAGCUAUUAUUUGUUCCCCUUUGCACGGACAAUGUGGUCACUGAUGGUAGGUAAUGGAGUGAGUUCAAUUUUUACUUCACAUCAGCUGUUUCAACCACAUAGCGAGGUUGCUGAUGGAAUUUUCUCGGAUGAUUUGGUAAAAAAACUGUGGAGACCCUGUAUAUGUUAGGCUAACAAAAGACAGUUCAUUUCUGACAGGUGCAACAGAUGCAGUGUCAUAUACAGAAACAAAAUAUACUACUCAACUUGUGAUGGGGACAAUCAGAUAUGUCAUUCUAUUUAAAUAUACACUUGACAUGAGGAUAAGGGGUCCGUUCCACAAAGCGAUCGUAACGCUAAGGUGAUCGUAACUCCUAUACUUUAACACAGACUUACGACAGUCGUAGCCCUACGAUUGUUUUGUGGAAUGCGGCCCAGUUUUGUGUAGCAUUGAAAGAUACAAACAUCCCUAUCAAAAGUAGAGUAGCACAUUUUGUUUCUGCUCUUUUCUUUACCAACAUUUAGAAUUCUUCCUCUCGGUAAUCCAAUUUUAAGAGACACCACACCAGAGUUUCAGUGUUUUUGCUGUAGAAUCAGUGUCAGCCAACCUGGGACGGAGUCGGAUAUGUUACGGCUGUAAGAGGUCACCUAGUGGCAACAAUGUGACCAUAAUAGCAAAGAUCUGACUGUCAACAAGUGCUGCGGUCGUGGGUCUGGAUCAUUGGGGUGAUCACUGAGGCAGUCAGAGUCCCCUUGAGUACAGAAGCCAUUAUUGUAAUUCUCAUCCAGAAGAGAUUGCACCUUCCAGCAUCUUGUUGGAGGUGAAAGGUUUUCAGUGUAAUCUGGUUUUGCAGUUGACCGUCAGUAUUUCCUUGUUGGUUCUGUUUAUGGAACUUGCUGCUGCUGGUUAUUUCAAUUAUUUUACCAGCUUUAAGCCAAUGAAAUGUUUCUGAGAAUGUAUUGAUGAUUUGUUUUAGUCCUGCGUUUGAGGACAUGCAAUGAAUUAAUGACUUAGUGAUGAAGUUGAACACGGUUGUUACACAGAUGUACAUCUACUGUUACUUCUGGAAAAUAUGUUUUUGAUGCUGACUACAGCAUAAUGUAUGUUAUUUUGGAUGGAUCCUUGCAACGCAUGUCUGUUACUACAGGUAUGGUUGAAUUCCCCACAGCUUUCACGAAUACUGGUGGUAUUCAUUAUAGUUAUCAGUAGUGGGGAGGAAGGUUCAUAUGCUGUGUUUCAGUAUGUCAGUACAUCAAUAUACAUCAUUGGAAGUCAAUGGGUACACCAGUAUGUUGUCAGUGUGAGUGAUCAGGAGGGUGUUUGGUAGCCUUACGAGGAUAUGGAGUGAGUGAGGUCAUGAACCCUUGAGAGCAUGUCUGUAAUUAUCAUCUUGGGCUCUGACUAAUUAGGAUUGCGUGGUAACGUUAUGUGACGUGGCUGAUUGUAAGUCAUUGUACCCAAUGACAUGGAUCAUUGCCCAUGCUGUUCACCCUUGGCUUCUCCACCCCAAGUCUGUGAGUUCCAUGUGUAAGUAGACGUGGACACAGGUUUUUAUGAGCCAAAUGACUUACACAAAUGUUCAAAUUGUAAAUUUCCAUACAGCUUGCUAUUGACACAAGUUCAUAAGUAAUAAAGACAUAUUUUCAGUGAACUGUUUGUGCCAGUUAGUCAAUCGUGUUGAGCCAGCUGCCUGUCAGUGUGGCCAAUAGCCUGGCUAUAUACGAGUAAUAACGUUAUUUACAGUUUGCGAUGAUGUGGCUGCAACGUUGCUGACUGCGGCGUACGAGUUACCAACUCAUUGUUAUUAGUAUCAUUAUAUUUUGAUAAAGAUAACCUUGCCAAUAUGUGUCAUGUACAUUGCCUGAGAUAAUGCUAAUGUUUGCAUAUGUUUUUUAUAUGAAGAAUCGAAAUCCCAGAUUUGCCCUGGUUGAGCCUUAGUGGAUUCUAGUUGGUUUACUAGACUGACCAACCCCAAAAUACUGAAAUUAGGACUUUGGACCGUUAUGCAUUUUUUUUUAAGGGUGGUGGACUCAAUUACAGUUAGAUGACAUGAAAACCUCCAGAGAUUUUAUCAUCGUAAGAAAUGGUAAAUAAAAUGUUUAAAAGCUAUAUUCUAACAAAACAGCAACAACAAUCAAUUAUCUUUUGGGGUCUUGUCAUGUUAAACCUUGUGUGUUUUUCAUUAAUUAGUAGCAGUACAAAUGGGGAAGAUACAUUUUUACAACAUUGAAUUUUAGGCCAAAAAUAUUGUAAUCCAACUGAUAAAAAGUAAAACACCUGACAUUGCAAGGUUUGUCAGCACCAUCCACAUGCCCGUGGGUUUCACCAAAGUGAUCACGUUGACCCUGCAGGGAGCAGAGGAUGGGGGAUGGAUAAGUCUUUUGUUACUCCCCUUUGAAAAGAAUUCCAGUCAUAUCACAGCAUGUUAGCUUCAUGUUGGAGGAAAGCCUGAAGUGAUGCAGGUCUCAGAUGUUUACAACUUUGGUGAAACCCACAAGCAUAGGUAUGGCCAUGACAAACAUAAUCACCACCAAUCUGGACUAAACCCCAUCACCUAUGUUCUAUCAAAUUAAUCAAAUAGAUUGCGUACAUGAGUCCAGAUAUACAAUAUUGAUGGUGUAACAACAGGAUUAACUUGCGUUAUUCAAAACAGACUUGUUAAAGUUCUAUUUCUGAUGACUGAUCAUGACGAGGCAUAGUUUUAGGUUGGGGGUCCGGCUUAUCUACCGCACAUAACAUUUUGGUACAGAUUUCAAGGACCAAGUUAAUACCUCGGCUUAUGAGAUCGGCUUAUCUACGGUCAUAUAUUGUACUGUGCCCUCAGCAAAGAAUGAACUUUUGUCAUGUCCUGCCAUAGUAAAGGCUUCAUUCACAACAUGUCUGCUGUUAGACCUUCCCUUCACUGAUCAUGAACUGCUUCCGUUGAGGUUCCAGCUUUUCUGGUUUCAUGUAGCCUGGCAUUGUUGUUGUCUCUUGUAUCUCCAUAGUGAUGGUUCCGAGGGUGGAGAGUCGGGAGGACCAGGAAUACAUCUUCACCCACAAACAUAAUAAAUUAUUUUGUGAUACCUUUUAA